Molecule: messenger RNA, 1230 nt
Organism: Stylonychia lemnae
Lineage: Eukaryota; Ciliophora; Spirotrichea; Sporadotrichida; Oxytrichidae
Source: the annotation of a GenBank genome assembly
AUGAAAAGGCAAUCAAAAAAGGAAAAAUAUUUGAGGGUAUUGAAUAACUUUCUAAGGUUUAUCUCAAUAGGAAAACAUAAUUCUGGUCUUUACUAUAAAGAAAAAGUCUUUUUUUCAACCUUUGUUGGAGGGAUAAUUACCUUGGUGGCAGCUAUAAUAGUUUUAGCACUCUCAAUUUCAACAUUGAUAGAGAUUUUUAGUUUAGAAAAGAUCACGUAUACUGUGUAGAAUGACACACUUAACUUGCCUAAUUUCGAUUCACUUACAAAUGUGGGUAAGAUGAUUAAGGAGAUGCAGAUUAGCAUCUUAGCAACUCAUAUACAGAGAAAUCUUAAGUGCUCUGAUGUGGCAUUUUCAGCUGAUUUUCAUUAGUACUAGAAGCCAGUCAUUAGUCUAAAUUUUGACUGUGGUUUGGUUCUUGAUAGCAAAUAUUCAGGCAGGUAUUUCUUGGAAUUGUAAGUAAACACAAAGGAGUAAUAAUACAUCUCAGAGUAAAAGCUAGACUCAUUUCAAACUAUAAUUCUUAGCUUGAAUUUGACUAAUCCAGAUUUGAAAGUUGAUGAUAUGAAUAUAUUCUUCUAAUCUUAGUAUUUCUACUUCGACAAUAAGCAGAUACAAAAAACUGAUAAAAGCAGCAUGGCUUUAUUUUAAGGAAGCUAUCAAAUUAAAGUUAAUCAACUUUUAUAUCACUACACAAAUGAUGUGUUCUAACUUAGUAAGCAUUACAUAUCGGAGUUGUACUUCUUCAAUGACUAUCCAGUUUAAAUGGUUAACUAAUAACGAGAUAAAUCUGAUUACUCUUUUUACAUAUAGAUUGAUGACUUAUUUGUUUGGUAGGUUGUAAGAGUAACCCCUGAAAGUAUAUUCUAUGGUAUUGCUAAGAUUGGAGGUUAUAUCUCAUUUUUGUCCUUUAUCAGAAUAAUAAUCUCAAUUGUCCAUUAGAAGCAAUUUGAGAAGAGUCUGAUUUUAUCAUUUACUAAAAGGGAUAAACAGUCAGAUAAAAAAAGUGAUGACUAUAGAAGAAGAAUAAUAGUAAAGGAAAUUUUUAGUUAUGAAAAAUUGAAGGAUAUUAUUGAAUAUUACGAGACUAAAAUAGAUUUACUAAAGCGCAAAAAUCAGAUUUUGCAGGAAAAUAAAUCUAGUUCUCUAAAUGAUUACGAAUUUGAUACUAAGAGUCCUUAGCUAUCUUCGUUUGAGGAUGCUAGCUAGAUUCACCUAAUAGACCCUUGA